This is a messenger RNA of Gadus morhua (Atlantic cod), 2825 nucleotides long. RefSeq names its product solute carrier family 25 member 10b (gene slc25a10b). The transcript has 11 exons. Lineage: Eukaryota; Metazoa; Chordata; Actinopteri; Gadiformes; Gadidae. The record is from RefSeq and is a predicted model, not a curated record. Bases 424 to 1284 code for a protein of 286 amino acids.
CUGUCACAUUCUGCACAGUUGCACACAGACCAGCGUUCACGACCUUUGGCUCUACCGGACAAGUUCUCCGAGAGGCAGUUCCUCAGCCUACGAUGCCAAUUGGCUGUUCGUGCAACUCUCGCGCCCCCACCAGUUUACAGUUCAAUCGUGAUACGUUUAGAAUAACCACGGGAGGUUACUUUUACAUAUAAACACAUGCGUACGUGCAGAUGAGGUGACGCGCAAGUGUGCGUCGUCCAGCAAACCAACGACUUCCCGUCCAACAUCGAAUGUGUGAAGAUUAACCAGGCUACCCUUUUGACCCACUGGACUGCUGUGGCCAAAGACACGGGCCAGUGUGGAGAGCACACUGCGCGGAAAGGAUCUAAACCUGCUGCCUCUUCUUGAACUGCAUAGACGAGAAGAUCUUCACAUCUCGCCAACAUGACGGAGAAACGAAUGUCGCGGUGGUAUUUUGGGGGAAUCGCCUCUUGCGGGGCUGCCUGCUGCACACACCCGCUUGAUCUCAUCAAGGUUCACCUGCAGACUCAGCAGGAGGUGAAGUUGAGGAUGGUGGGGAUGGCCACGCAUGUGGUGAAGAGCGAAGGCUUCCUGGCCCUCUACAGCGGCCUCUCCGCCUCCUUGUGUAGACAGAUGUCCUACUCCCUGACAAGGUUUGCCAUCUACGAGACUGUAAGGGACGUGAUUGGGAGCACGAGCCAGGGGCCCAUGCCUUUCUACCAGAAGGUCCUACUGGGGGCUUUCGGAGGUUUCACUGGAGGAUUUGUCGGCACGCCAGCAGACAUGGUGAAUGUCAGGAUGCAGAAUGACGUUAAACUCCCGCCAGAGCUCAGGAGGAACUACAAACAUGCUAUCGACGGACUCGUGCGAGUCUUCCAGGAAGAAGGAUUAAGAAAACUGUUCUCCGGCGCCACCAUGGCCUCCAGCAGAGGAGCUUUGGUGACUGUGGGGCAGCUGGCGUGCUACGACCAGGCCAAGCAGCUGGUGCUGGGAACAGGCGUGAUGGGAGAUAACGUACUCACCCACUUCCUGUCCAGCUUCAUUGCUGGAGGAUGUGCCACAUUCCUCUGUCAGCCUCUAGAUGUCAUGAAGACCAGGCUCAUGAGUUCCAAAGGAGAGUACACAGGAGUGACACAUUGCCUACGAGAGACAGCCAGGCUGGGUCCAAUGGCUUUCUAUAAGGGUCUGGUGCCAGCAGGGAUCCGCUUAAUUCCUCACACAGUGCUGACCUUUAUGUUCCUGGAGCAGCUCAAGAACCACUUUGGUAUCCGCAUCAUCUCCUGAUCUGCUCUGUCCUCCUCCUCUCUCCUCAAUGCAUUGCGCCACUGACGGUGCCUUGAUCUCUUCUGUGGUGACCAGUCACAUCUAUAAGGUCCAUUUGUGUCCAUGGGGAUUUAGGUCCAAUGGAAACCAGAACUGUAAUCUCCUGGCUUUUCUCCUUUUUAUUUUUUUUUCUCCAUCUGUUUUUAAAACUGUUAUGAUUAUGGAAGAAAGAGAGCAGCGUCUAUAACCUAUAACUUCCUCUAUCAGUGAAAUCUAGGUUAAUAUACAGCAUGAAUAUUUAGGUUCUGCUAUUAACGUGCCAUGUUGAACAUUAUCUUUUAAUUUUUUUUGCCAAUGUUUAGGGUGACUUUAGGUUUGUGUUAUUUUUGUAGUUACUAAACAAUUCCUUCAGUUCUUAUUUUUAAUAAUUAUGCCUGGUAAAGUUGAAUUAAUUUAGAUUGUAGAAUUGAAUGUGUUUCCUACCAAUCUAUCCCGUUUCCAAAACAGAAAGACAUUGCCAAAACAUACGGUUGUUUUGAUGUCUUACAGUGAAUGAAUCAAUAGAUGCCAAUGGAACAUUUACACGUUAGAACAUUACAUAUUAUCUACUCACUUAUAAGUGAUGAGGUUGGAAAGUUUCUACCUGAUUCCACCAUGCUUGUAUCCCAAACUUUAAGAUGAUGUAUCAGACAAGGGGACCAAGGGGAAAACACUGAGAAUAGUUUGGUAGAAAUCCUCCCAGCCUUUAUAAGUAUACGUCAAAAGGAAGAUGUAAUACAUCUAUGAACCUUAGUAUUUAUGCUAAUCUAUUAAUUCGUACUAAUGUUAUGAUCAUCUGGAGAACUGACACCUAUAUCGUGUCUUUAACACUAUGUGUCCAUGUUACGGCUGAAACCAUAUUGUGUCAAGGUACUUAACACACACAAACAUACAUGUAUUUCAAACUCAAAUUUUAUUCAAUAAUGUUGUUGGCAUUUUCCUACUAAUGUGCUGUGUUGUUGAUUUUACGUUGGCUUCAUUUCAAAGGUUUUCUGCAGUCAUCUGACAUAUGUUGUUGCUGUUAAGUAGAUUCGAUUUAGGUUGGUCAUAGUAUUUCUGUUGUGGGCAUUAUUCUCUAUAAGGUAUCUACAGCUGUGUAAUCAUCUACUGAAUUCCAAUUAUAGUGCUGUUGCCUUAAAUACGAUAUGCCCUCAAGGGGGCAGCAUGGUACUGCUGAACGAACUCUAACUGUCACUAGAUGGUUCAUGUUUAUCAGUCUUUCACUGCAAGUUCACGCAUCCCUCAUUUCCACUGAUGAUAAUGAAUGUGGCUCGCCUCCACGAUUCUUCACUGUGGAGUCUAAAUCAAUCAUCUCCGAGGGAGAUGUAGCCUUAUUGAUGCAGACGCAGACUACAGUAGCCACCUUGCAAUGUGAAUUUGACGAUGUCCUAGAUUAUUUUGUAGAUUAGUAAUUUAUGAUUUUGCAAUAGAAAAUAAUGGUUGAAAGGCUUAUAGGUUUGACUUUAGCAUCUAAUGCAGUAUGAACAAUUUAUGUUAAUAAGAAAUAAAUCAUGUUAAAACCA